CCCCAGACAUUACAGCUCAGUCUCUGUGCUCUCAUCCCACACUCUUUAAUCCCAGCCUUGAGGUUGGCAGCAAAGUCUCUACAGAACCUGGAGUGCAAGUGAUUUCUUAUGUGAAAAUCAAGGAGAAACAAAGAAGAACGAAGCUGGGUCCCACCUUGUCUUUCACCCCUCCUGCCCAGAUCCUUAAUCACACUUGGCAGUGCUAUUUCUUUUUGGUAGUGACCUAGAAUUUGGAGAAUCUACAUUCCUUUUUUAAGUAUUCUCUUCUUGUUCAGCUGCAUGCUCUAAAAUGCUGUUCCAAGUAGUUUGUGGAUCUGUUUCGCAGUGACGGAAUUGGGAGACAGUUUGUCUGGAGUGACUUAGAGAAAGGGAAAGAAGAUCUGCUGAGGUUUUUCUCUCUGGCUCGAAUCUUGGGUUGAAAUAUUGCAACGUGGAUCUCUAAGCAGAGAGCUAAAACAGGACAGUCUUUAAAAUUCACUAGAAAGAACCGUGGUAAUCAAUACAAGACCAACGUGGCAGCUCUAAAUAGUUGUCAGUAUGACUGAGAUUUGACCUAAUUUGGUUGAGAGCGUAAUAUCAGAUCCAUCCUGCUGCCCCAAGAUGGCUACACUGUCUGAGUUUGUUACUGAGCCCAUUGGCAUGAUGUCUCAGUCUCAGACUUCUUCAGCGAGUGAUCACCAAUGCUACUACAAUGAAACAAUAGCUUUUUUCUACAACCGAAGUGGAAAACCUCUUGCCACGGAAUGGCAUACUGUCAACAAGCUAGUUAUGGGACUUGGCAUCACUGUAUGUAUAUUCAUCAUGUUAGCCAACUUACUGGUUAUGGUGGCUAUUUAUGUAAAUCGACGUUUCCACUUUCCUAUUUAUUACUUGAUGGCAAACUUGGCCGCUGCAGACUUCUUUGCAGGACUAGCUUACUUUUACCUAAUGUUUAACACGGGUCCUAACACUAGAAGAUUGACUGUAAGCACGUGGCUACUCCGACAGGGUCUGAUUGACACUAGCUUGACUGCUUCUGUAGCCAAUUUGCUUGCCAUUGCCAUAGAAAGGCACAUUACAGUAUUCAGAAUGCAGCUGCACACCCGAAUGAGCAACAGAAGAGUGGUCGUGGUGAUAGUGGUCAUCUGGACUAUGGCUAUUGUGAUGGGGGCAAUACCAAGCGUUGGAUGGAAUGUGAUCUGUGACCUUGAGCACUGUUCCAACAUGGCUCCACUCUACAGUGAUUCUUACUUGGUCUUCUGGGCUAUAUUCAACUUGGUCACCUUCGUGGUUAUGGUAGUUCUCUACGCACAUAUAUUUGUAUACGUCAGGCAGAGGACUAUGAGGAUGUCAAGGCAUACAGAUCUGGGUCCAAGGAGAAACCGUGAUACAUUGAUGAGUCUACUGAAAACCGUUGUCAUUGUUUUAGGAGCCUUCAUUAUUUGUUGGACCCCAGGCCUGGUUCUGUUACUACUUGACGUGUGUUGUCCACAGUGCAACAUUCUGGACUAUGAGAAGUUUUUCCUACUACUGGCUGAAUUCAACUCUGCUAUGAAUCCCAUCAUUUACUCCUACCGGGACAAGGAAAUGAGUGCCACAUUCAAACAGAUCCUGUGUUGCCAAAGAACAGAAAGUACAAAUGGCCCCCAAGAGGGAUCUGACCGAUCUGCAUCCUCACUUAACCAUACCAUUUUGGCUGGUGUGCACAGCAAUGACCAUUCUGUUGUUUGAACUGGGACAGUGCAGGUCGAAAGUCAGGACCACGUAGACCAUAUUGGAGUGUGUGUGUCACUGCAGGAUGCUGCAGAACCAGCAUAAGGACAGGAACACAUUAUUUUACUAUUCCUCAACAGGCUAACUCCAAACUUAUUGAAAUGAAUGUCUAAUACUGCACAAUAGCGGCUCACCCAUAUAGAACAUGUUUAUGAAAUUUUAAACUGCCUUUUCCAUAGAAAAUAGUUCAAUACAAAACAAAUAGUAAAAAAAAAAAAUAAUAAUGAUAUAAUCCAUGAAAAAAAGCCUACAUUUUAGUCCCAUCAGCAUGCCUGUGAUGGACGCUGUUUUGGAGUGGUUUAACAUUUCUAUAGCUGCACUGC
Molecule: messenger RNA, 2075 nt
Organism: Bufo bufo (common toad)
Lineage: Eukaryota; Metazoa; Chordata; Amphibia; Anura; Bufonidae
Product: lysophosphatidic acid receptor 1-B-like
Biological process (GO): phospholipase C-activating G protein-coupled receptor signaling pathway; neurogenesis
Cellular component (GO): membrane
Molecular function (GO): lysophosphatidic acid receptor activity
Source: RefSeq, a predicted model, not a curated record